ACACACUGAACGUGCUUAUCGAAGAGUCAUCUCCAUGACAAUGUUACCAUAGUGACACUGACAGGAGCUUAACAAUCUGAGUUUGGGUUCAGCGCACAUGCUGAGUUCUGGGGGCAAAGCCUGAAACCAACACUGGCAGCUGGAUAGAAAACUUUAUGAGGCAAUGCCAAGUGUUGAACCUUGGGUUGGAACUUGGAGACCCCACAAGCCGAGGGGACCUAUAGCUGCGUUUUACUGUAGCCCAGGGCCUAAGUAUGCCCUGCCCGGACUCACAGGUAUUUCUCAGCAUGAUCCGACUAAAUGCAAAGCACCAGUGUUCUCCUUCGGGGCACGUCAUGAGGGCGCAAACAAUAACUGCUCCCCUGGACCAAGAUAUUUAAUUCCCUCCAACAUUACCCGACAGGGCCGAGACGGCUCACCUGCAUUCUCACUCCACGGCCGCCCAAAGCAGGCUGAGCACUUCAGAGCCCCUGGACCGGGGCACUACUCCCCGGAGCGUUCAGGAAGGCUGACCUAUCGCUCGGCUCCGGCUUAUUCUCUGUGUGGGAGGGGCAGAGAUGGAAGUGAUAACCAGACGCCGGGUCCAGCCACCUACACUCUGCCCCCUAUGCUGGGGCCCAAAACUGUGAUUGCAGCUUCAGCACCUUCUUACACACUCUGUAGCCGCAGCAAAACUGGGAGCUUCCAUGAGGACCUAAAGAAGACUCCAGGACCAGCUGCAUAUGAGGCUGUCGAUCCCUGUCUCUACAGGCAGAAACCCCCCCAGUACAGCAUGGUGGGACGCCACUUUGCUCCUGAUGAAACGAAAGAGAAACCAGGUCCCGGAUCUCAUUAUCCUGAAAGAGUGACUUUUACAAGAACAAAAGCACCGAGCUACACCUUUGGGCUGCGUCACUCCCAGUACAUCGCACCCCUUAUUUUGAAUAUGGAUUGAUGUGUUCUUGGUCAGUGAUUAAUACUUUUAAACUACAACAACUUCUCUAACACUCAGCGAAGGCGAGAAGUUUCUGGUUCCUUAAACAACCGUGCUUAAAUAACUUCCCACUCUCGUUGAUAAGAUGUGUCUCUUUAAUGGCCUUUAUCAAGUUAACAAAGUAUUUAAGGACUUUACUGAAGGCACUAACAUUAGGUUUAGAAAUCAAGUUAAACUGAAAUCAUUAGUAACCACAGAGUUUGGAUCUUAUCCCUCCUAAAGGGUUUGGAAUGCAUCAGAGUAACAAUACAGCCGAUUGACAUUCUUACCAUAAAUAGUAUAUUUGUGAAAAAAUAAAGCAAAUAUG
Molecule: messenger RNA, 1280 nt
Organism: Menidia menidia (Atlantic silverside)
Lineage: Eukaryota; Metazoa; Chordata; Actinopteri; Atheriniformes; Atherinopsidae
Source: the annotation of a GenBank genome assembly